UAUGACCGCACCGUUCAGUCACCCUGUGCAUUCUGCAUUCGUGCCGGACAAGACUUGGUGAGACACCGAAUUUUUCCAAUUCUAAUUACAGUCGUGGAAGGGAAACUGAAAGCAGAGUGUUGUUCUUCUCGAAAUUAAACACGGUUCAGAUCUAGAGAAAGAUCCAUUUUCUCGAUGGAGAAAAUGGAGCAGUUCAUUGAUAACUUGCCGCCGAUGGAUCUGAUGCGAUCGGAGAAGAUGACCUUCGUUCAGCUCAUCAUCCCCGUCGAGUCCGCGCACCGCGCCAUCUCCUAUUUAGGUGAACUCGGCCUUCUCCAAUUCCGCGACUUAAAUGCUGAUAAAAGCCCCUUUCAGAGAACAUUUGUCAAUCAGGUAAAGCGAUGUGCAGAAAUGUCAAGAAAGCUUCGAUUCUUCAAGGAUCAAAUCAGUAAAGCUGGCCUAAUGUCUUCUUCUCGUACUGUAUUGCAACCAGAUAUAGACUUGGAGGAUUUAGAGAUACAACUUGCUGAACAUGAACAUGAGCUGAUCGAAAUGAACUCUAACAGUGACAAACUUCAGCAAUCAUAUAAUGAACUCCAGGAAUUCAAGAUUGUAUUACAAAAGGCAUGUGGUUUUCUUGUUUCCAAACAUAGCCUUGCGGUUUCAGAUGAAAGAGAACUACAAGAGAAUGUAUAUUCAAAUGAUGCCUAUGUUGAGACAGGAUCUUUGCUUGAACAGGAAAUGAGGCCUCAGUCAUCAAACUCGUCUGGUUUAAGAUUUAUCAGUGGGAUUAUUUGUAAAUCCAAGGUUCUUAGGUUUGAAAGGAUGUUGUUUCGUGCUACGAGAGGCAAUAUGCUUUUCAAUCAGGCACCGGAUGAUGAACUAAUCAUGGAUCCUGUUUCAGCCGAGAUGAUUGAAAAAACAGUGUUCGUUGUGUUUUUCUCUGGGGAACAGGCAAGAACCAAGAUUCUGAAAAUUUGUGAGGCAUUUGGUGCAAAUUGUUAUCCUGUUCCUGAAGAUAUUAGUAAGCAGAGGGAAAUAACUAGAGAGGUUUCAUCACGUCUUACGGACUUAGAGGCAACUUUGGAAGCUGGGAUUAGGCACCGGAACAAGGCUCUAGCUUCUGUUGCAGACCAUCUAGCAAAAUGGAUAAACAUGGUAAGAAGAGAGAAGGCUGUGUAUGAUACACUGAACAUGUUAAACUUUGAUGUCACAAAAAAAUGUCUUGUUGGAGAGGGCUGGUGUCCUCUGUUUGCAAAAACACAGAUGCAGGAGGUACUGCAACGUGCAACUUUUGAUAGCAAUUCUCAAGUUGGCAUAAUCUUCCAUCCAAUGGAUGCAGUGGAGUCACCACCUACAUAUUUUAGGACCAACACUUUCACAAAUCCAUAUCAAGAAAUUGUUGAUGCAUAUGGUGUUGCAAGAUACCAAGAAGCAAAUCCUGCAGUUUACACAACUAUUAUAUUCCCUUUCCUAUUUGCUUUGAUGUUUGGGGACUGGGGUCAUGGAAUUUGCCUAUUGCUAGGAGCAUUGGUUCUUAUAGCACGUCAAAACAAGCUCAGCACACAGAAACUUGGAAGCUUUAUGGAGAUGCUAUUUGGUGGGCGCUAUGUGCUUCUUCUAAUGGCACUGUUUUCAAUCUAUUGUGGCUUAAUCUACAAUGAAUUCUUUUCUGUUCCCUUUCACAUAUUUGGUGCAUCGGCUUACAAAUGCCGUGAUAGUUCAUGCAGGGAUGCACAUACUAUUGGGUUAAUCAAAUACCAAGAUCCAUACCCGUUUGGUGUGGAUCCCAGCUGGCGUGGAAGUCGAUCAGAAUUGUCUUUCCUAAACUCUUUGAAGAUGAAGAUGUCCAUUCUGUUUGGUGUGGCACAUAUGAACUUAGGAAUUAUAUUGAGUUAUUUUAAUGCUCAUUUCUUUCAAAACUCACUGGAUAUAAGGUACCAGUUUGUGCCACAGAUGAUUUUCCUUAACAGUCUAUUUGGGUAUCUUUCCGUUCUCAUUGUUAUCAAGUGGUGUACUGGCUCUCAAGCAGACCUUUAUCAUGUAAUGAUAUACAUGUUUUUAAGCCCCACAGACAAUCUUGGCGAGAAUCAGUUGUUCUGGGGCCAAAGACCUCUUCAAAUUGUGUUAUUGCUUUUGGCUGUAAUUGCAGUUCCGUGGAUGCUCUUUCCAAAACCUUUUAUACUAAAAAAGCUUCAUACUGAGAGGUUUCAAGGUCGUAGUUAUGGUAUACUGAAUACCUCUGAGGUGGAUCUUGAGGCUGAACCUGAUUCUGCCAGACAACAUCAUGAAGAAUUCAAUUUCAGUGAGGUCUUUGUUCACCAAAUGAUCCACGCCAUUGAAUUUGUUCUAGGUUCAGUUUCUAAUACAGCAUCAUAUCUUCGUCUUUGGGCACUAAGUUUGGCUCACUCAGAACUUUCUACUGUUUUCUAUGAGAAAGUCCUGCUUCUUGCUUGGGGGUAUGACAAUCUUGUCAUUCGGUUGAUAGGGCUAACCGUUUUUGCCUUUGCAACUGCCUUUAUACUACUAAUGAUGGAGAGUCUUAGUGCUUUUCUUCAUGCCCUGAGGCUUCACUGGGUAGAAUUUCAAAAUAAAUUCUACCAUGGUGAUGGCUACAAGUUCAGGCCUUUUUCAUUUGCCUCCUUAACAGAGGAUGACGAUUGAUCCAUUCAUAUGUAUGGUUUCAUGGCAACUAUAUAGAAAGGAUAUUUCCACAAGUGAAGGGAGCAUAAAAUGAGAAUUUGUAGUGUCGGAACCAAAUUUGGCGGCUAUGGUUGUUAGGUUUGCUUGAUGAUAUUCUGCUUGAUAUUGACCUGGCAACAAAAAGUUCCUGCUCAUUUUCCCAUGGCUACGGGGUUGUAAGAAGAUCACACUGCCGAUGAUCAUGGAAGGUAUCUAACAGAAUAUUUGCUUUAUAGUUAUUUUUUGUUAUUUUUCUUUUGCUUAGAAUAGGAAACGGAAGAGCUAAGGGAAGGGACUGUUUAGAGUAAUUUUUGUAAAGAGGAGCAGGGAUCCAUCAGAGUGUAGCUAUUGGAUUUUGGUUCUUUGGGGUUACAUACAUAUAUAUACAUGAUGUAGGGCAGGUUUUGCUGGGAAAUAACCAAUCUUCUGAAAUUUUCUUGUAUUGAUAGAUGACAAGUUAUAGAGCCCCAAUUUUUUUUUGUUAAGGAUUGAUCAAAGUAAAUACAGACAUCUGAAGUUGAAUAAUGUCAUCUGUAUAAUGCUUGUGUAAUGCCCAGUUGGCAACUUACAAUUUGAAAUGUUACUUCCACCAUCCCCCAAGUUGAAUAAAAUGCAGAGAUAUUUGUUUUAAUUA
This is a messenger RNA of Glycine soja, 3295 nucleotides long. Its product is annotated as V-type proton ATPase subunit a1-like. Lineage: Eukaryota; Viridiplantae; Streptophyta; Magnoliopsida; Fabales; Fabaceae. Gene Ontology annotation, cellular component: vacuolar proton-transporting V-type ATPase complex; vacuolar proton-transporting V-type ATPase, V0 domain. Bases 175 to 2643 code for a protein of 822 amino acids. Gene Ontology annotation, biological process: proton transmembrane transport; vacuolar acidification. The record is from RefSeq and is a predicted model, not a curated record. Gene Ontology annotation, molecular function: ATPase binding; proton-transporting ATPase activity, rotational mechanism. The transcript is spliced from 19 exons.